Molecule: messenger RNA, 498 nt
Organism: Spirometra erinaceieuropaei
Lineage: Eukaryota; Metazoa; Platyhelminthes; Cestoda; Diphyllobothriidea; Diphyllobothriidae
Source: the annotation of a GenBank genome assembly
AUGGCCCAACACACCGGCAACCCCCCCUGCUAUCUUCUCGACCGAUCCUGUCUCAUUCCCCCCAUGGCGUCCACAAAGACGACUGACCUCACCACCGAAACUCAGCAUUCACUUGUCUCGCCGCUGUCGAUCACCGCCAUCUUCAUCAUCACUGUCACAACCUCCGCGGCGACGACGACCACUACAGCUCUCACUCCCGCCACCGAUCAAAGCGCUCCCGACGGCCCGUCACCCACUUGCGUUAUCAUUAAUAUUCAUGCCUAUAGUGAUAUGGACUCGAUCCAAACCUGUUCUCAUUGCGAUCGCACAUUCACCUCACGCGUCGGAAUGGUCGGUCACCUGCGAAUCCACCACUGUGUGACCGGUCACUAUGCGGUGAUCUCAUUCAUAUCGGCCGCAUCGUUACGAAGCUAUGUGUAUGGGCUAGAGUUUGAGAGUUUCUUGGAAUUGGCUGAGACGGAAUGCCUGCGUGGUCAUUCCUUUAAACUGAAGGGCUAG